Gymnodraco acuticeps is the source of this 1432-nucleotide messenger RNA. It is a transcript of the gene tmem182a, whose product is annotated as transmembrane protein 182a. Gene Ontology annotation, cellular component: membrane. The coding region runs from base 174 to 911 and encodes 245 amino acids. NCBI's taxonomy places the organism in Eukaryota, Metazoa, Chordata, Actinopteri, Perciformes, Bathydraconidae. The record is from RefSeq and is a predicted model, not a curated record. The transcript has 5 exons.
UGACUGCAGACCCCAGCAGGGUCCAAACGGAGUCAUGUGCACAACCUUGUCCUCACAUAACACAGACAGAGGGACAGGAGAGGAUCCAUAAACCCAGCUGGAGCACAGUGGAUGUACUGGAAGGAAUUUGCUUGCUGUAGUUGGAGGGGAAAGUUGCUGGCCUAUCUCGGACCAUGAAGCUUAACGUGGCGUUGUUUUUUGCGGGGCUCUUCGGGGCGUUGGCAGCUGUGUUCACCCUCCUCUCGUUUGGGACAGAUUACUGGCUGAUGGCUUCAGAGAGCUGCCACCCAAACCCUGGAGAUGUUGGUGGUGUGACAGUCGAGCGUGGCGAUGUGGUGGUGCAGGAAGGCGCUCCUGACGUCACUCUGUACCAUGAAGGGUUUUUCUGGAAGUGUUCGUUUGGAGGCAGCGCUGGAGAUGAAGACCUGAUGUGGAAGCUCUGGUUCACAAACCAGCCUCACUCCAAAGUGUGCACGCACGCCUACCUCUUCCCAUUCCCUGUGUCUCAACAUUCCCACAAUGCAACAGAGUAUGACUCGGCCAUCAUCUACAGAGGUUUCUGGAGCAUCUUCAUGCUGAUCGGAGUGGCCGCUGUGUUGCUCGGGGGUCUCUUCAUCAUCUGUGCGGCUCCGUUCGCCAGCCACCAUUUAUAUAAAGCAGGCGGGAGCCUCUUCCUGGCAUCAGGCCUGUUCCUGCUGUGUGUGGUGGUGAUGUACGUGCUGUGGGUGCAGGUGUUGGACGUGGUGGAGCUCUACAUCGAGCACCAGCGCUCCACAGUGUGUGCAGACUUCCAGCUCUCCCUCCACUACGGGCUGUCCUUCAUGUUCGCUCCCGUCGGCAUCUUCUUCUGCUUCCUGGCCGGCCUCCUCUUCCUUCUCAUCGGCCGAACCAUCCAGAUCCACUGCAACUGAAUUCCCCCAGCAGCAGGUUGGAUGAUUGGACUCUUUGUUUUACCACCAGACCUGACAUUUUCCCCACUUUGUCUGCUAUGUAAAUAAAGACUAUUUAUAUGGAAGCUCUGGGUAUAAAUGAUCUGACAGGAUAAGCAUUUUGCAACCCAAAAAGUGUGCCUUCAUCACUCCAGCCUGAGAUGUUUUCAUUUGAGCUGCAUAACAUUCAGUUGUAUGGUAUUCUCAACCAGCCUGAUCACAUAUUACAAUACAUUUAAUAUAGCAGAUCAUAUAUUACCCAAAGUUAGUUACAUCCAGUGCAUUCAGACAUGAAGAUACAUCCUCAAACAGAAGGUGGAAAAAAAGUUGUGAGGGUUUUGAGUGGAUGCUAAUGACAUUUAUCAGGGAGAAUAUGAACACACGCCAUUAUAUACAGUAUAUAAUGCUUUGUAUAGUGUUUAAAUACAGACAAUUACAUACAAGCGCACAGCUAAAAGUCUUAGGCUUCAACAAUGAAAGGUACAAUAUACUUAACAAAAAAA